This is a messenger RNA of Meloidogyne enterolobii, 2449 nucleotides long. The record is from the annotation of a GenBank genome assembly. NCBI's taxonomy places the organism in Eukaryota, Metazoa, Nematoda, Chromadorea, Rhabditida, Meloidogynidae.
UAUUUUAAGAAUAGAAUUUUUAAAAUUUUUUUUCUUUGGUCAGUAUUCUCUGUUUUUUUUAGCUAAAUGUCAGAAAUUGAGAAAAUGGAUUCAAAUGAUGUUCAACCUGAGAAUCAGCAAGACGUGAAUAAAACGACUGAUUUUCCAGCAAAAAUUGAGCCUGUUUUGCAAGAUGAAGCUUCUGUCGCAACGACAAAUGGUGGAACCAAUGGAGAUGAACAGGUUAAGGAUGAUCGUUCUAAUGAUGUUAAUAAAGUGGAAGAGGGUGUUAGUAAAGCAGAAGAACCAAAGGAAGAAAAAAUGGAGGAAGCAAAGGGUGAACAAAUUGAUUCACAGUUGCCAGAAAAGAGCUAUGAGGAUAAUGAGGCUUACAAAAUGUUUAUGUCAAAGAAUCUGCACAAACCUGUAGCGGACAGUCUGAUGAAAAUGUUUGAAGAGAUUGGGACUACAACUGCCGAGUUUGAUGAUAGGGCUGUAGAGAUGUUGGCAACUUUUCCAUCUGAACAAGGAAAAUAUAUUAUCAAAGAGCUUCACAAUUCUCAUCUUUUUGGUGUGCAAAACACUCCACAAUAUUUGAUGUCAGUUAUGCGUAACUUUCGUGAUCGUCUUCGAUCGAUGGGAGCACAAUCAGCGAUGGAAUUACCAUUAAUCCCCGGCCCUGAUCCAAUAAAAAUGAAAGCCUUAAUUGAGCGUACCCAAUAUCAACUUGAAGUUACUGUUGGUCAACGCAAAUAUCAUUCUCCUCCUGGGUAUGAAGGCCCUGAUCCAAAUCAAUCUGGUGAAGGGGGCUGUGUUUACAUUGGUCAGAUCCCUAAGGAGAUUUAUGAAGACACUUUGGUUCCUUUAUUUGAGCAAGCCGGACAACUUUAUGACUUGCGGAUUAUGAUGGAUCCAGUUUUGGGUAAGAGUCGGGGAUAUGGCUUUCUCAUCUUUUGUAAGAAGGCAGAUGCCAUUGAAGCAGCUAAAAAGUUUGACGGACAUGAAAUUCUGCCUGGAAAACCACUUAAAGUGAAUGUAUCCGUCGCGAACACUCGACUUUUUCUCGGAAAUAUCCCAAAAUCAAAAUCAAAAGACGAAAUUCUUGAGGAAUUGAAAAAGCACGCAGAUAAUAUAGAUGAUGUGAUUAUUUAUACUAAUCCUGAUUCGCAAGAUGGGCGCAAAAAUCGGGGAUUUUGUUUUAUUGACUUUAAUGACCAUAAAACUGCUUCGGAUGUUAAAAGAAGAAUCACUAUGGGAAAAAUUCGCCCUUGGAAUACUGAUUUGGUUGUUGAUUGGGCAGAACAACAGGAUGAACCAGAUGAUGAAAUAAUGCAGCAAGUAAAAGUACUUUAUGUACGCAACUUGAAGGAGUGUGUUACCGAAGAACAACUUACCUCAUUGUUUGCUACUCAUGGUAAAAUUGACAAAGUCAAGCGGAUUAAGGAUUAUGCUUUCAUUCAUUUUGAGGAGAGAGAGUCAGCGAUAAAGGCGCUUGCAGCUUUGAACAAAUCUGAACUCGAAGGCGUUGAGAUUGAAGUUUCAUUAGCAAAACCUCAGAAUGAUCCGAGCGUGAAAGGAAAAGGGAAGAGUGUGAGGCGUUUUCCGCUACCAACUUAUGGAGCAGAAUAUGCUACCCCUGGACUCGGCCCUCGUAACCGAAGAGAUCGUGUGGGACGCAGUGGAAGAGACCAAAGAGGAGGAGGGGGUUAUCAACAAGUCUACCCAGGUGGUGGAUAUCUCCCUCCCGUUGGUGGAUAUGGUGCUUCUUACGAUCCUUAUUAUCCUGGAUAUAGCACUGCUUAUGGCGCUGGUUACGAUAUGUACGGAGCUGGAGCAUACCCUCACGUAGACCCCUACUACGGACAACCAUUGGCAGCAUAUGGUGCACCAGGACCUUCCAUGCGCGGUGCAGCAGGAGCUAGCAGUUACGGAUAUGGUGGUGGUGGCACAGUUACACGUGGUCGUGGAGGCAAACCAAGUGGACAUGGCGCAGCACGUUCAGGAUCAGGAAAACGAGGUAAUAGAGGCGGUUCUAAGCGUGCGGGUGUUGAUUAUGCUGGACCGGCCUCUAAGCGUGGCGGUCGUACAGAAGAUUUCUCUGCAGAUGUCCCAAUGAAUUUGUUCUGAUUGGUCAAGAAGUGGAUACAUGAAUAAAACAAUCAAUUUGCUAUGCACCCUUCAUCGCCACAUUCAGUCUUCAUAAAAAUGGCAAUUUUUAGAAAAUGUCUCAUUUAUUUGCUCUCUUGUUGUUUUGAUAAAUUAAAUUUUGCAUAUUUUUUCUCUUGAAUAAAUGCGUCAUUUUGACUAUUUUUGUAUUUUAUUAAUUUUAUUUUGGAUAAAAAUGAAUAUCUUAAAUUUAAUGUGUUGGUCGUUGGUUUAAUUAGCGUGCCCUUGUUGGCACGCCACACAUUCCGGGCUUUCGAAUGAUAACGAAAAGUUAUGGCCCAAAAAUGACUCCGGGACUCAACCG